Neocloeon triangulifer is the source of this 1070-nucleotide messenger RNA. Its product is annotated as short coiled-coil protein B. The transcript is spliced from 5 exons. The record is from RefSeq and is a predicted model, not a curated record. The coding region runs from base 123 to 566 and encodes 147 amino acids. Gene Ontology annotation, cellular component: trans-Golgi network. Lineage: Eukaryota; Metazoa; Arthropoda; Insecta; Ephemeroptera; Baetidae.
UCGGAAUCACGCAACGGGGGCGCUGGCUCGAAAGUGGGCGUGUCCCUCCUCAAAUGGCAAAUCGUCUGCUAAAGAUCCAACGUAAAUAAAACUUUUCCGCCCUUCACACGUUUUUCGAUAAAAUGUCGAUCUCAAGCGGGCCGAGUCUUCAAGACGAUCUUAGCAACAUUCCUCUCGCUGACGACGACCCACAAGCCGUCAUCGAGGAUGCUGACACGACGGCCGACUUGUCCCUGGUGUCGGACGCGAUGGUCCGCGGCCGCAGCAUGGACUCGAUCCAGUCCACUUUCACAAACGGAAGCAGUUCCCCUGGCCCAAGCAGUAUGAAUCACCUUGGACUUGACCCUGACAUAAGCCCUGACGAGCAGGAGGAGAAGGCCAGACUCAUUUCCCAAGUGCUUGAGUUGCAAAACACACUGGACGAUCUUUCUCAACGCGUGGACAGUGUGAAGGAGGAGAACCUCAAACUGAGAUCGGAAAACCAAGUGCUCGGCCAGUACAUCGAGAACCUGAUGUCGGCGUCGAGCGUUUUUCAAUCCACCUCGCCCAAGAGCCGCAAGAAGUAAACGAGCUUUUGUCUAAAAAAUAUUCCUUUGGCUGGUUACCACAGUAAUUUUUUUGCUGCUCACCAUUUUGCGUCAAGAUCCAAUUUGAAAUAACAACGUUUGUGUUCUCGAUGAAGCAUUUUGUGUGUGCUGAAGUUACUUUGUGUGCUGAAGUUACUUUUAUUGCAAUCAAUCGAACGAAGAAAGUCUAGUCAGUAACUUUAAAUUUUACCGUACAACAAGAAAGAUGAAAUUUCCAAGACAUUUUGCUAUUAGAUUGCAAACUUCAGCUUUCAUUCCUAUAAGGACUGCUGGUUAUCAAAAUUAUAAGCACACGUCUUAAUUUUUUUAAUCUGUUUAAAGUAACCAACUGCAUUGCACCUAAGUAAGCCUGUGACUUUUUAACUGCCUUUAUCAUAGGUAGAAAUUAUCCUGCUUAAUGUGAAGUAACUUGUAAUUGCUACUAUAUAAGAUAUGUAAUUGUUUUAUAAUUUAAUUAAUGCAAUAAAUCAUAAAAAUUAUCUG